AUGUCCCAAAGGAGCCAUUACAGAAAUUUCUCAAGAGAAGGCUUCCAACCGCUCACCCUCCAGACCUCGAGGGACAUGAACAACCCCAACGACGCUACCAUCGAUAUUCCCUUGACCCAGGUCAGCACAUCCGCCAGUCGCACCGGCGCCCGAAAGCCGGAUGGUUUCGUACCUGCACCACCGUCGCAACACUCGGAAACUCCUGAACAGAUGGAUGAGAAGCAGUCUCACCACUUUCUCGGAGGCCAUGCAGGUCGGAGGAGGAGGCGCGAACAACAUGCUGCGGAAACCAGGGACAAAGAGGAGAGUCCUCUGAAUGCUAUUGGCAGGUUCUACAAGAAAAUCUACAAUACCUCCGUCAUACCGAGAUACCUUCUUUAUGUCGCACCUCUGGCGGGGGUGAUUGCCAUCCCUAUCAUCAUCGGCGCGACGGGUGCGCCCAAUGCAAGAAUCGGAGGUGUCAAGAUUGUUUGGUUCUUCAGUUGGAUCGAGGCUGUCUGGAUAUCGCUCUGGGUGUCCAAAUUCGUGGCCCAUAUCCUACCACAUCUGUUCCAAUUCUUCACUGGGGUAGUCAGCUCCGGCACGAGAAAGUAUGCGCUGGUCAUCAGAUCUCUCGAAAUCCCCGUGUCACUGUUCGCCUGGGCAAUAUGCGCCCUGUCCACCUUUGUGCCUAUCAUGACCCUGAAUCCUGAUCAAAGAGCACGACACGAGACGAGCCUGAAAAGUUGGGAGAGGGUCAUCAAAGACAUCCUUUUCGCCUGUGUCUUCUCCACUGCGCUACUGCUGUUGGAAAAGCUGCUCAUCCAGCUUCUCUCCAUCAGCUACCACCGCGAGCAAUUCGCCAACCGAAUCCAGGAAUCCAAGCGUCAUGUCUAUCUCAUCACCUUGCUCUACGACGCCUCCCGGCAACUCUUUCCCAUGUACUGUCGGGAGUUUGCUGACGACGACUAUCUGAUCAACGAUGUGCUAGAUCUCGCAGCACUUACCAGCAAACGAAACAGCAUGUCUAAUAGCCGCAAGAGGUCGGGUUCUGCGACUCCUAUGAGGUUGAUUCAGAAUGUUGCGCGCGUGGGUGAUAAAGUCACUUCAGCGUUUGGGAAUGUUGCACAUGAGAUUACUGGAAAGAACGUGUUCAAUCCGACCGCCUCCCAUUCAAUCGUCAUCCAAGCCUUGGAAAGGAAACAUUCGGCCGAAGCUCUUGCUCGCCGCAUAUGGAUGUCCUUUGUUCUGGAAGGGCAAGAGGCACUCUUCUUGCAAGACAUUAUUGACGUGCUUGGAGACUCACAUGAGGACGAGGCUCGAGAGGCGUUCGAAAUUCUCGAUGUGGAUGGCAAUGGUGAUAUUUCCCUCGACGAGAUGGUCUUGCGCGUGACCGAGUGCGGCCGAGAACGCAAGGCUAUCGCCAACAGCAUGCACGACGUGGAUCAAGCAAUCAAUGUCCUCGACAAUCUGCUGUGCACCAUUGUGUUCAUUGCUAGCGUCUUUAUUUUUAUCGCUUGGCUGAACAAAAACUUUGUCACGACCCUUGCCACGGCAGGCACCACUCUACUUUCAUUGUCUUUCGUCUUUUCAGUCACAGCUCAGGAGGUACUGGGCUCAUGCAUCUUCCUGUUCGUCAAGCAUCCGUUUGAUGUGGGAGACCGAGUCGACGUAGGGGAUGUCCAGUAUAUUGUGGAGCGUAUGUCUCUUCUCUACACCGUUUUCAAACGAGUUGUAGAUCAGAAGCGAACCCAGGUCCCCAACAAUGUGCUGAACACUCUAUGGAUCGACAAUGUUUCCCGCAGCAAGGCCAUGCGUGAGAGGAUCAAGCUCUACGUCAGCUUCGACACCACCUUUGAAGAUAUUGAUUUGCUCAAGAAAGAAAUGACCGCCUUUGUUCGAGACAAGGAAAAUGCGCGCGACUUCCAGCCGGACCUCGACAUUGAAGUCACCGGACUCAACGAGAUGGAUAAGAUGGAGUUAACCCUUGAGAUUCGGCACAAGUCCAACUGGGCCAAUGAAGCUAUACGUGCCGCCAGGAGGAGCAAAUUCAUGUGUGCAUUGGUGCUAGCCAUGCGCAAGAUUCCUAUCUUUGGGCCCGGUGGUGGCGGCGCGGCUGCGGGCGAUCCAGCCAAUCCGACAUACUCUGUCGCCAUCUCUGACGAGGAGGCGAACCGGAACAAGGCUGCUUUUGAAGAGGACAAGGACAAGAACAGACUCGUACCUUUGAUGCCCAACCACAAGAAGGACGCCGAGUCUUCAAACACGCAGUCUGGCCCAUCACAAGAUCUUGGUACAUCAAGCGGCACGGAGGUCAAGGAGGCGGCAGCGGUGGACCAUUUGAUCAAGCGCAGUGUGGCGGUUGACCCUGAAGACACGCUUGAUCAUGACCGAGAGCUUUCGAUCGACAGGCAACGGUCGAACGAUAUCGACCAAGUGCGCAAUAUCCUGAGACGUGAGUCGACCACGGGUCGCCGUCGGCCCGCGCAACCGGGGUUGGCUCUGCAAGACAGUGCCAUAGCACGAUCUGGAUCUCGCACCAUCCCUACGGUGCCUGAUCCGUCGCCGCCCGAACGUUCAGACGGGUCUAUUUCAAGUCAUGUCAAUUAUUUCGAGGACACAACUCAACCUGCCGCCUCACAAUCGCAAGGGUGGUCUAAUGUUGCUCCGAUGAACUAUCAGCAACAGUCGACCAGCAACGUGCCUCCACCGCCCGGCCGUAACAUGUCGCCACCUGAGGAAGGAGAAGCGUCGUCGAGUACGAUUCGAUAUGUACCAGGGAAUGCUUUCUCGCAACAAGCCUAUGCGUCUCAGCAACAGCAGCAGCAGCAGCAGCAGGUUCCACGAGUACCAGUCCCAGGCAUGCCAGAGAUGAAGAGGACACUGCAGACACCAUCUCAAAGUCCUCCCCCGCCGUCCAGAUGA
Messenger RNA from Capronia coronata CBS 617.96, 2904 nucleotides. RefSeq lists its product as uncharacterized. The transcript has a single exon. The record is from RefSeq and is a predicted model, not a curated record. Lineage: Eukaryota; Fungi; Ascomycota; Eurotiomycetes; Chaetothyriales; Herpotrichiellaceae. Gene Ontology annotation, molecular function: calcium channel activity; calcium ion binding. Gene Ontology annotation, cellular component: membrane. Gene Ontology annotation, biological process: calcium ion transmembrane transport; intracellular calcium ion homeostasis. Bases 1 to 2904 code for a protein of 967 amino acids.